UUUUCCUCCAAAAAGCCGUUACCUAUCCAAUAUUUCCUCGCUUACAUAACUGUUAUUUGUUUCUAUUACCGUUAAUCAUGGUGCGGUCCUCGUUCCUCGCCUGUUGUAUCAUGUACUCGCUGGUAGGCGCUAGCGCCGCUGGCGGAUACGCGAGCCCUGCACCCAAUGGAAGUGGCAAGCUUGAAGCUCGCCAGAAUAUAAACGCGAUGCUUUCCUCAGCACUGGUCGCGCUUAAUACGCUACUCGACGCACCAACUUCAUCUGCUGUUGCUACAGGCUCCACUACCCAAACACCAACUACUCGAGAUAUCACCAGCUCUGUGCCAACAGGAGCCCCUGACUCAAUUGACUUUGGACAACUUCUGUCUCAAGCUGGAGAAAUAGCAAACAGUCUUUUUGGAGGAAUAGGAACAAACACAGCAGGUCCUUUUGCUUCUGUUGGUAACAGCAGCGACAGCGGUAUGUCGAGUGGAACCAAGAUUGCUCUAGGCGUUGCUAUCCCUCUCGGUGCCAUAUUGAUCGGGGUUGUCGUGUUUCUUUAUAUCAAGCUCAAGAAGCACCGGUAUGACCGUGAUUUGGCAUAUGAAGGCGAGAAUGCACAGGUUGUGCAUCAGCUUGGAGGAGCUGGUGAUGCCAUUGUGGAAGAGGAGGUGGAAGAACAACCACCGAGCUACAGCAACCUGCCUGAAAACAGAGUGCCAGCGUCCAAGUAACAGAUACUCUCAGCGUUUUUGCUCAAACAAACAGU
This is a messenger RNA of Linderina pennispora, 748 nucleotides long. RefSeq lists its product as uncharacterized. Bases 78 to 713 code for a protein of 211 amino acids. The record is from RefSeq and is a predicted model, not a curated record. Lineage: Eukaryota; Fungi; Kickxellomycota; Kickxellomycetes; Kickxellales; Kickxellaceae. The transcript has a single exon.